GUCUUCAGCCUGAGGAUGCGGCAGGCUGCGAGAAAACGGGAGCACUAAGACCCAGUGGGAGUGGAGACUGCAGCCGCGGGCCGGCCGGAGGAGUAGGCGCUGGAGGCGGGGAGCCAUCUGGUACCUUGGUCGCCUUCGAGACAGCAUCCUCUCUAGUGACAGAAAAAUGGCCAGUCAGUCCCAGGGUAUCCAGCAGCUCCUCCAAGCCGAGAAGCGGGCAGCGGAGAAGGUGGCCGAUGCCAGGAAGAGGAAGGCCCGGAGACUGAAGCAGGCCAAGGAGGAGGCGCAAACGGAGGUGGAGCAGUACCGCAGGGAGCGUGAGCAGGAGUUUCACAGCAAGCAGCAGGCCGCCAUGGGCUCUCAGGGGAACCUGUCUGCAGAAGUGGAGCAGGCCACCAGACGUCAGGUCCAGGGCAUGCAGAGCUCCCAGCAGAGAAACCGGGAGCGUGUCCUGGCUCAGCUUCUCAGCAUGGUCUGUGACGUCAGGCCUCAGGUCCACCCCAACUACCGGAUCACCGUCUAGGACCACUUCUUAGGGGCGUGUCCCUAGAGGCUGACUCCUCUGCCGACUCCUAUCCCAACUCAAAAUCACUUGCGUAGCAUGCACAGAGCACUGGUUUCAAUCCCUAGGACCCCCCAUCACCUCACAUAAUAACCUGUUCCAGGGUUGGAGAGAUGGCUCAGUGGUUAAGAGCACUGAUGGUCCUGAGUUCAAUUCCCAGCAACCACAUGGUGACUCACAACCAUGUCAGGCAGACAGAACACUGUACAUGAUAAAUAAAUAAACCUUUAAAAAAUAACCUUUUCCUAGAAGAAAGACUUCUAGGUAACAGGACCCAAUAUUCCCCCCACCCCCCAGUCCCACCCUCCGUGAGACUUACAAACAGCCCAUUCUAACCUGAAUCUGUGUGUUCCAUGACACCCACUGGAUCUAUAUGAUGAACACUCAAGCCAUCCCCAUCGGUACCCUCUGUGAAAUGUGUCAUGGCGAUGGAGGUAUGGAAAGCAUCCUGACUCAGCUGGCAGAUUUGGGUUCCUCUCCCUCCCCUCUUCCUUCCUGGCCAUGAGACCGGGGCCUGGACAAGCUCUUUAGCCUGGAAGUCCUGAUGUCCUCCUGUUUGUAACUGGAAUGAUGGUAAUAAUGCUAGCCUUUUAAGGUGACUACUGUGAAUCCUCCUGAAAGAACUCAGCAUAGUUCCAGACGGCUGGUAGUUGUGAUUCCAUAAACGGCAAGCCCAUAUUAUGACCCCCACCGCCCCCUGCUUGCCUGCCCGAAUCGUAAUCUGUCCUUGGCACUCUGUAACGCUCAGUCAUUGUGACUCUAGACAUUCUCUAAAGAAUUUGCUUUUUCCAAAGGCACAUCAUGACCCCUGAAAAGUUGAAAUGAUAGUGUCAUUUAGUCCCUCUCUCAAAGUCAGCAGAUGUAUGUCGAGCCUCUUAGCGUCUCUCUUUGUUCCUUGUGAGUGGGUCUUCCCUUGGGCUGGCCCUCUGUGCUCCCAAAGCUUACUGCCUCCCAGAGCUGAAGUGAUGCUGCGGCGUCCACAUGCACCCGUUCCUUUCUGUGGCUCAACAUCUGCUUCCCUGCUUCCCUGCAUGACAGCACAGUGUCAAUAAAAUAUCGCUGGGCGAGUCA
This is a messenger RNA of Mesocricetus auratus (golden hamster), 1633 nucleotides long. RefSeq names its product ATPase H+ transporting V1 subunit G2 (gene Atp6v1g2). NCBI's taxonomy places the organism in Eukaryota, Metazoa, Chordata, Mammalia, Rodentia, Cricetidae. Gene Ontology annotation, biological process: proton transmembrane transport. Gene Ontology annotation, molecular function: proton-transporting ATPase activity, rotational mechanism. The record is from RefSeq and is a predicted model, not a curated record. Gene Ontology annotation, cellular component: vacuolar proton-transporting V-type ATPase complex. The transcript has 3 exons. The coding region runs from base 167 to 523 and encodes 118 amino acids.